AUUACAAAACCCACCUAGCCAAGCAACCGUCCGUCUUCAUCUUCCCUUUCCACCUUACAAUCUCUCUGGACUCUCUCUCUUACAAAGAGAAAGCGAGACAAUCUUACGACAUCACACCCAUAUCACGUUCGGAGCUAUUUGAUUACUCUUUUGCUCCAAAAUUAAAGCAAAAGAUAUGGUGGGUCUUUUCUCUAGAUUUUCUGUCAGCAAAAAUGGCCAUCGUCGCUCCCAAAGUGCACUCGACGAAAGGGAAGCUGUAGCUCAAGAUACAGAGGAUAUAGAAACAACUGGUAAUGUUACAGGAUUUAUGUCGACUUCUCAUCAUGGAAUCGAAGUCGCAGUUGAGUUUAAGCCUGUGGAGCAUCCGAUUGAGCCUCUUGACCUCGAUCAACCCAUUCAAUGCCCAUUGCCCGAACCUUCGAUCCUCAAUGAUGGGAGAAUAUGGAAAGAACGCGUAUCUGCAGGCGUGCAAAAACGGGUCGAUUUACCCGGAAUGCAUGAUGAAACGGGGGGCCCACCCGAACCCGAGACACCACGAUCAAAAUCACGACCUCGGACAAAUCGAAUGAUAUUACCAUCGAUUAGUGCACCUGAACAUAAUAUUCUAAAACUCCUAGAAGAGUCGGGGAUGUAAAAUGUAAAUUUAUGGCCAUCGUUUGUUCAAAUUUGGAUGCAAUUUUUGGGUUUUUUCAUUAUAUGUUUUAUUUACCGUUUUCAAAAACACAAACACAAGAACGACAUUAUAUGUAC
Messenger RNA from Lactuca virosa, 750 nucleotides. Lineage: Eukaryota; Viridiplantae; Streptophyta; Magnoliopsida; Asterales; Asteraceae. The record is from the annotation of a GenBank genome assembly.